AUGGGAUUUUCGCUGACAAACGCUCAUGGUCUAUGGAAAGAGUGGGGGCUGCAGUUACUCGUCCUCUUCAGCUUGUUCCUCCAAUUGACCCUUGCCACUCUGGCCAGUUGGAGGAAAUCCAUUUUCAGGAACUGGAUCCAAGUCGUGCUCUGGACGACGUACCUUUCGGCGGACUCCAUCGCGACUCUUGCGCUCGGCAUCAUGUCGAGCCGCCUGGCCAACAUGAAGGAAACAAAGGGGACAAUCGAUACGAAGAGCCAGAUCAUGGCGUUCUGGGCGCCGUUCCUCCUCCUCCACUUGGGUGGGCCUGACACGAUCACCUCGUAUGCCCUGGAGGACAACGAGCUAUGGCUGAGGCAACUGGCGCGGCUUUGCGUCCAGGUAGGACUAGCGUUUUACAUUUACUUCUUGGCGUUGUGGGGGUCUACACUGUGGAUAUUAGCGGCGGGGAUGAUCCUGGUGGGAUUCAUCAGAUAUGCAGAGAGGACAUUGUGCUUGUACUUGGCUAGCGAAGGUCGACUUCAAGGUUCAAUGCUUCCGCGGCCCGAUUUCGGUUCCGUAUACCCCAGGAAUGUGGCGCGGUACACUCUGAAGAAAGAGGAGGGUUACCGGGUUGGAAUCGACGAGCUCACGCGGAUUCCGGCUCUGGAGGAUCACUCAGUGAAGGACUUUCAAGCGACUCUGGACAAAGCCUAUGAGUUGUUCAAUAUCUUCAAGCUUCUCUUUGUGGGCCUGAACGUCAGCUUUGUCGACCUGGGCGUCAGUCGGCCCAUGUUCAAGGGCCCAGAUAUGAAAGCAGUGAAGGCUUUCAAAAUCGUGGAGAUCGAGCUCGGGUUCAUGUACGAUCUGCUCUACACCAAGGCCCCGUUGCUGAACCGUCGCUGGGGCAUCAUUCGCUGGGUCAUCAGUCUCUUCCUGCCGUGUGCCAUGUUGGUAUUCUUCUCCUUCCACGAUAAGAAGGAUUACUCCAAAGUUGACAUAUGUAUAACUUUCUCGCUGAUAAGUGGGGCUAUACUUUUAGAGAUUUUCUCGCUAAUUCUAGCAAUUUCAUCCGAUUGGGUCCAACACUGGCGCAUUCAGAGACCCAAGGGAUCCGCCAUUUCAUCAGCCAUCACCUUUUUCUCUUUCAGCCGGAGCCUGAGAUGGUCAAGAUGGUCAAAUUCCGUGGCCCAGUUCAGCCUCUUGGGAUCAUCUAUGAGGAAGAGAAAGGGCAUCUUCCGCUAUCCAAGGCUAGCCAUGUUGGGCGACGUUGUGGAAAGGAACUUCUAUAUCGAUUACAAAGAGUUGAAGGAGGAAAUCAAAGAACUGAUCUUCAAACAAAUGACGGAUGUGGUCACUUAUAUGGAAAAGCAAGUAGGAUUGAAGAGCGCAUUGGCGAGUCUUAAGCUGGAGGCGAGCGAACUACUGAAGAAGUCGAACUGUGAUCAUCUGAAAUGGAGUUUGGAUGAGAAGGAAUUUGACCAGAGCAUCAUCAUAUGGCACAUCGCCACUGAGCUAUGUCACUAUGAAGACUGCCACAGCGUGGACUCGGACGAGGUCAGACUACAUGAUGAGUAUGUUGGGAUGGGGGUGCUCCGAUACCAAGACACGUUGGUUGAAGUUCAGAAGUUCUUCGAGGACGAGCUAGUGAUGCUGCCAAAGAAGAAAGUCAACAUCUUAUCGGUCAUCGAGUGGGCGCAGAAAUUAUUCAAGAAAGAGGCACAUGCUCACUCCCGUUUAUGCAACUGCUUCGAGGAGCACGAGUCGAGAGAGUCUCGCGAUCUGUGCGAAGUCUGCUAUCUUCUGCUCCAAGUGAGAGCUGACAUCCCUGUGUGGAAGAUGAGUGGAGCUGAAAGCAUGUCUGUGCUGUUUGAUGCGUGCCAUCUUGCUGGACAACUGAAAUCAGUCGAAACGUGGAACGUGAUCAGCAAGGUCUGGGCGAGGAUGAUGAUGUACGCGGCUUGCCAAUGCACAGGCUACGAACACUCUGAGAGCCUGAGCAGAGGGGGAGAGCUUCUCAGCCACAUUUGGCUUCUCAUGGCGCAUCUCGGCAUAGCAGAGCCGCUACCAAAUUCUGGGGCACCACACGUUACCAAACUGACCAUGGGGUAG
This is a messenger RNA of Eucalyptus grandis, 2091 nucleotides long. RefSeq lists its product as uncharacterized. The coding region runs from base 1 to 2091 and encodes 696 amino acids. The transcript has 2 exons. The record is from RefSeq and is a predicted model, not a curated record. Lineage: Eukaryota; Viridiplantae; Streptophyta; Magnoliopsida; Myrtales; Myrtaceae.